Saccharomycopsis crataegensis is the source of this 594-nucleotide messenger RNA. RefSeq names its product ESCRT-I subunit protein SRN2 (gene SRN2). The transcript has a single exon. NCBI's taxonomy places the organism in Eukaryota, Fungi, Ascomycota, Saccharomycetes, Ascoideales, Saccharomycopsidaceae. The record is from RefSeq and is a predicted model, not a curated record. Bases 1 to 594 code for a protein of 197 amino acids.
AUGGAUAUACCACCAAGUUUGCCACCGAAACCAGAAAAAGUGUCUUCAAAUGGGAAGCAAUCAGCUGGAAUUUUUGUACCUGGUGCUUUACAAAGACCUUUAGUGCUUCUUCCAAUCGGAAAACUUCAAGAAUUUGAAGCAUCGAUGGAGUUGAUGAGAGGAUACUUGAGCAACUUGGAUAGAUUCAAAGCUAUUCAAAAAGAUCAAACAAAGUUGAUUGAGCAGCAGAUAAAUAGACUAGAGGUAUUGCUUCGAGAAUUCCUGUGGUUGAAUAGUGAGAAUAGUGAAAAAAAUGUAAUCAAUCUAAAACUACAGGAACUCCACUUAUUGGAGAAGCAAUAUCGAACAUUGGAAGCCACAAUGUUCCAGAAAUUACAGAAUUAUCAGGUUAAUCAUAAUGAUGUGUUGCGCAGGAAGCUUGAAAGUGGGAUCAAAGAAGAAGACCAAUUGAGCCAGAUUUUGGUAGAAAGUGUGGUGAAUGAUGACAAUGUAGCGCAGUUUGUGGAAGGAUACCAAAAAACAAGAACCAGAUAUCACUAUCGAUCAGAAGUUCUAAAAAGGUUACAAGAAGAUCGAAUUGGAGGUGUUCUAUAA